AUGACGACUUUGCGGCCCAGAAAAAAAGGUCUAUUUAAUGCGCAAGCGACGUCGCAAGUCCCAGAGCUGCCAUACCGAGUCCUUGAGUUUGCGCCCUCAACUGCAUCCCCAGAAACCUCACCACCGUACGGAAGACGACGCGCCAUUGUAGCCUUGAUCGCAUCGCCCAAGGCCCGGUCCGGUCCGUUUCAACGGUGUCUAGGGCUUGUCGCUAAUCUAGGCGACACCGAUCAGCUCGGUGGGCGCCAGAUCGCCGCUGACGACGCGAGCACAUCGCAUGAUUUAUGCCUACCACAAGGCAAGGAACCCGCCCAAGCAGCCAACCCCGCUAUAUCUCCCCAGCUGACAGCUCGAAAUACCAUUCUCGCUUCCGUGUCAAUCCCGGUCACCGUGGGAAUUUAG
Parastagonospora nodorum SN15 is the source of this 402-nucleotide messenger RNA. RefSeq lists its product as hypothetical. The coding region runs from base 1 to 402 and encodes 133 amino acids. The record is from RefSeq and is a predicted model, not a curated record. The transcript has 2 exons. Lineage: Eukaryota; Fungi; Ascomycota; Dothideomycetes; Pleosporales; Phaeosphaeriaceae.